This is a messenger RNA of Cuscuta epithymum, 984 nucleotides long. The record is from the annotation of a GenBank genome assembly. Lineage: Eukaryota; Viridiplantae; Streptophyta; Magnoliopsida; Solanales; Convolvulaceae.
AAAGAUUAUCUUUGAGCUUCAGAGAGAACAAAAUAUGCACUUGACUGAAGCUAAACGCCAAGCUUAUAUACCUGGGUGGAGAUUUCUACCAACUAAGAGGAAUAGGAGAAUGAAUGCCAUCGAGAUGAAAGUGAAAUCAUCCAUCCGGGAUAUAAUAGACAAGAGAUUGAAGAAGAUGAGGGAAGGAGAGGCUAAAAGCGAAGAUUUAUUAGGCAUAUUGUUGGAAUCCAACAUGGAAGAAAUGAAAAGGAAAGGUAAACAAGAAUAUGGAAUGAGCAUUGAUGAUGUCAUCGAGGAGUGCAAGUUGUUCUAUGUUGUAGGACAAGAGACUAGUUCUGUGUUGCUAGUUUGGACUAUGAUUCUUCUCGGUAGAUAUCAAGAUUGGCAAACUAGAGCUAGAGAAGAGGUGUUACAUGCCUUUGGCCAGGAUGAGAGCCUUGAUCUAAAAAAAUUAAACAGCCUUAAACUUGUGAAAAUGAUUUUGUAUGAGUCCUUAAGGUUAUAUCCUCCAGUAAACAGUCUGAAGAGGAGGGUUGUGGAGGAGACAACAUUAGGAGAUAUAAUAUUGCCUCGUGGGACUAUGGUGUCAUUACCAAUACUUUUGCUACAUCUUGAUCAUGAUAUAUGGGGUGAAGACGUUAAAGAAUUCAAACCAGAGAGGUUCAAUGAUGGGAUAAUGGGGGCAACAAAGGGUAAAAAUGCCUUCUUUCCAUUUGGUGGGGGGCCUAGGGUAUGCAUUGGCCAAAGCUUUUCUAUGGAGCAAGCUAAAAUUGUUAUGGCAACCAUUUUACAGCGCUUCUCGUUUGAGCUCUCUCCUUCUUAUGCUCAUGUUCCAAUUUCAAUCGGAACUACUCGUCCUAGACAUGGUUCUCCCCUCAUUAUAAAAAAGCUAUAAUUAAUAAUGUGUCACCUAGUGUGAUUUUUUUGGAUAAAUUGCAUGUAAUUCUCUACAUUAUUAAAUACCUAUAUACAAAGUCAAAUUUC